AUGAGAUCGGUUCUGAAAUGGGCCAGGGUAUUGACAAGGCGAGCUCCCUUGGCGCUCUUGCGAUUCCCGACAACAGGCUUUGAGAUUAUCUCCCCCGAGGUGGUGGUUGAGGAGCAACACGUCGAGAAAUUCAAGGCAGGGCUCUUUUAUCCGAUUAACAUUGGGGACGUCCCCACCUCCAAAUGCCAAAUUCUAGGCAGAUUGGGUUUCGGAACCACGUCCACGGAGGCUAACACAAGCAGGGACCACCAACAUGUCGCACUGAAAUUCCAAAAGUAUCAGCGACUCAGCAAUGCUGACUCCCAGCAUACUGGAUCUCGCUAUGUGCGAAGAGCGUUGGACCAGCUGCUUCUUCCAUUCACCAAGGAUCUUCUCAAGGCUGGAAUCAAGAUGGUGCUACUCGCACUUGAUUAUCUGCAUACCGAAUGCAAGCUGGUUCAUACUGACAUCAAAGGUGACAAUAUAGUGAUGGAACUUGUAGACAAGCAAGUUCUGGAUGCCUUCACCGAAGCUGACCUGGACAACCCCACCCCUCGUAAGUUCGUGGAGGUCGCUCCCUGGGGUGUCUCUGUGCUCAGCGAUCUUGGUUCUGCUGUCCGCAGGGACAUGAAACGAAAUCACGAUGCGCAGCCGAUGUGGCAAACACCUAUUCACGGUCAAGACCCAAGUGGGGAGGGUUCCAUGACCCGGGUUCACUUGGCGGAAGUGGUUGCAGUCUUGGGCCCGCCGGCCCUGGAUUUGCUCCGCCGGGGCGUUCGCAGCUCCGAGUUCUUCGCCGACGAUGGCCGUUGGAUAGCCGAUGUCGAAAUCCCACAGAAGAACAGCUUGGAAGCCUCGGAGGAGAGGCUUGAAGGUGAGAACAAAGCAAGAUUCCUCGAGUUCAUGAGAGGUAUGCUGCAAUGGCGCCCUGAAGACAGAAAGACGGCAAAGCAGCUCCUCAAGGAUCCAUUGCUCAAUAGUAGUAGCCCUCAGCCGGCUCUUACUUAA
Messenger RNA from Parathielavia appendiculata, 987 nucleotides. RefSeq lists its product as uncharacterized. Gene Ontology annotation, cellular component: nucleus; cytoplasm. Gene Ontology annotation, biological process: intracellular signal transduction; spliceosomal complex assembly; regulation of mRNA processing. The record is from RefSeq and is a predicted model, not a curated record. The transcript has 8 exons. Bases 1 to 987 code for a protein of 328 amino acids. NCBI's taxonomy places the organism in Eukaryota, Fungi, Ascomycota, Sordariomycetes, Sordariales, Chaetomiaceae. Gene Ontology annotation, molecular function: protein serine/threonine kinase activity; ATP binding.